Molecule: messenger RNA, 1566 nt
Organism: Talaromyces marneffei
Lineage: Eukaryota; Fungi; Ascomycota; Eurotiomycetes; Eurotiales; Trichocomaceae
Exons: 1
Coding region: 1-1566 (521 amino acids)
Source: RefSeq, a predicted model, not a curated record
AUGCCCGGCUAUCCCAUCCAACUGAUAAAAGAGCGCGACAACAAAGACUGGAGCUACGCAUCAAUCCACUGGGAACCAGGCUGGCUACGCCUAAUAACAGUCUCCGAUCUGUUGAAAGAGGACAAUCCGACACUCAUCCUCUCCGAAUGGCGCGGUCUGGAUAUCACCAACCCGGGACAAUCGCACGUCCCUAAAUACGCCACCAUCUCGCACUCAUGGGCUGCCAGCGACGAAGUGCAACGACUAAGCGAAAUCGCUGAUCGACCGCUCAGAAUCGACCUGGGCAACAACAAAUACCAUACAAUCAGCUGGGAAGGGCUUGUUCAAGCUGCAAAAGCAGCACGGCAUUUGGGUUGUGUCUUCUUUUGGCUGGAUUUGACCUGUGUACAUCAAGACUCAUCGGACGACAAAAAGCUUCAGAUUCAGCAUAUGGGCCAUGUAUACCAAAAAUCGGCGGCGGUUAUUGUUAUGCCUGGAGGCGUUGCGUCGGCGCAGGCCGCGGGUUAUAGCGCUCCAUGGAUAACACGCGCGUGGACGUUACAAGAAGCAACUUUGUCCCCAUCAAAUGUGCAUGUACUGAUCAAAGAACCGAGGCAGGAUACAACGAAUUACGACUUUGAAUUCACAACCACGGGUCCUAUAUAUCAAAUCGACCAGGUAGACGAUGAACUCGCACUAUCAAAACUCCAAAACCUGUUGAGCUGCCGUAGGAGAGGGCUCCAGAUUACAAAAGUCAAUAAAUCCACAAAGGAAAAGACCCGGGUGCCAUUUAUUGUUAGGUGUUUUGGCACCGACGAAUCCCUGAUUACUUCCCUGGAGGGAGUGUUGAGAGGACGUACAGAUGAAAUGAAAAGAUCCGCGGCAUGGAGGUCCAUAUACCUGCGGACAUCAACAAAACCGCAAGACAUGGUCUUCAGUGUCAUGCACCUGUUAGGCGUAACCAUCAAGGUCGACUACAACCGUACGCGCGAGGAUCUCAUUCUAGAAUUAGCACGAAGGACAAGAGCGCUACCGUCAUGGCUGGAUAUUGGGGAAGAUAUUCCCUUUGAUGCAAAAUUUGGGCUUGUGCCUGCCUUGCCUAUAUUUCAUCCUAAUGACACGCCUUCAUACGAUAUUGACAGUGAAUUGGUGCCCGCCAACAGAUACACAGAGUCAGGAACGUACAUCGAAGAAUAUGAUAUCAAGAUCCAGACCUCUCCCACCAGUACCUUCGAUGGUGACUUGAUCUGCGCCAAAAUAUUUCCCAUCACGUUCCAGAACGCGUCGAGAGCAUCGAUCACGAGCGACAGUGGAGAGAAAUUUAGUUUUGGCGAUGUCGAUCAAAAGGCAGUUACAGGGUCGCAUGUGGUCGUUUUGGGUGAGGCGCAAGUCUAUGGUCUGGCCCAUCUAGGUCUGUUUCAAUAUGGAGGGCCACAGGUUAUCUUUGUGGGGAGGUCUGAGAGAGGAAUAUGGGAAAGGCAUGGGAAGAGGGCUAUUAUUCCAAAGGAGUUUGUGGACAACCCGAGGAGGUGGCAUCUAACAAUUGGAGGAAAGCCUGGGUCUGACAUCAAGCCUUGUGAUUGUUAG